Molecule: messenger RNA, 690 nt
Organism: Micropterus dolomieu (smallmouth bass)
Lineage: Eukaryota; Metazoa; Chordata; Actinopteri; Centrarchiformes; Centrarchidae
Product: integrin beta-3-like
Exons: 4
Coding region: 64-690 (208 amino acids)
Biological process (GO): integrin-mediated signaling pathway; cell adhesion mediated by integrin; cell migration
Cellular component (GO): focal adhesion; integrin complex; cell surface
Molecular function (GO): integrin binding; fibronectin binding; fibrinogen binding
Source: RefSeq, a predicted model, not a curated record
UCUACUUGUACCUACACCAGAGCUCGUUGACAGACUCCGUGCUCACAGAGAGCCCGCACCAGGAUGGGUGCUCUCCAGGCGCAAAGGAUAUUAUGGAUGUGUGUCUUGAUCCUUACUCUUUCUAUCUUCACAGGAGUGUGUGGUUUAAACGUCUGCACCUCCAGAGGGGCCAGCACAUGCAAGCAAUGUCUGGCUGUGCACCCCAGCUGUGCGUGGUGCUUCCAGGAGGAUUUCGGCCAGGGGGUUGCCAGUUCUUCCCGCUGCAAUCUGAAGAAUGAGCUGGUGGCGGCGGGCUGUGCUCCAUCAGCUCUGGCGUCUCCAACCAGCAGACUGCAUGUGAUCGAGAACCGGCCCCUCAGCAACAAGGCGGCAGGUGCCACACAAAGCGUCACCCAGAUAAAGCCCCAGAAACUACACAUCACCCUCAGACCAGAUGAUGCUCAGCGCUUCACAGUAAAGGUGCGUCAGGUAGAGGACUACCCUGUAGAUCUAUACUACCUUAUGGAUCUCUCCUACUCCAUGAAUGAUGACCUCUUCCGCCUGAGGACACUGGGCAAAGGCCUGGCCGAGGCCAUGAACCGCACCACCAGCAACCUACGCAUGGGCUUUGGGGCUUUUGUGGACAAGCCGCUCUCACCUUACAUGUACAUCUCCCCCAAAGAGGCUGUGAAGAACCCUUGCUACAGGUAA